Molecule: messenger RNA, 636 nt
Organism: Gymnogyps californianus (California condor)
Lineage: Eukaryota; Metazoa; Chordata; Aves; Accipitriformes; Cathartidae
Product: putative heat shock 70 kDa protein 7
Biological process (GO): protein refolding; cellular response to unfolded protein
Cellular component (GO): blood microparticle; cytoplasm; vesicle
Molecular function (GO): misfolded protein binding; ATP hydrolysis activity; ubiquitin protein ligase binding
Source: RefSeq, a predicted model, not a curated record
AUGGCCUCCCCCUGGAUCAUAGUCUUUGGGAUCCGAAAACCUCAAGUCGAUGCGGGGCAGCCAGGAAAAGUGAUCAUCCCUGUGCCAGCUUAUCUCAGCGACUCCCAGAACCAGGCCACCAAAGGUGUCGGGGUGAUUGCUGGCAUCACUGUGCUGAGGGGCUUCAAUGAGACGACGUCAGCAGCCCUGGCCUACAGCCUCCAUCACCCUGAUGGAGAGCACAAUGUCCUCAUCUUUAAUACGGGCCGUAGGGGCAUCAGCGUCUCCAUCUUCAUCAUAGAUGGGAAUGUUGUUGAGGUGAAAGCCAUGGUUGGGGACACUUACCUGGGAGGCGAUGACUUUGACAACCGUUUGGUGAGCAUCUUCAUGGAUGAAUUCUUAAAGAAGCAUCAAGAGAGCGUCAGGCAGGACAAACGAGCUGUUUGGAGGCUCAGGAAAGCCUGCAAGGUGGCCGAACAGACUCCCACCUCCAGCAUGAAAGUCACCAUCACCUUGGACUGCCUUAAAGGGGUCACCUUGCAGGCAGACAUUACCCAUGCCCAGUUUAAGGACCUGAGCACCAACUUCUUGGUUGGCAGAUACCAAGAAGGGGUGGCUGAACAAGGAGGAGACCCUGAAGGUAGCAGAGGACCAUGA